GCCCCGCCGUGCUCUGCAGCCCAGCAGCCGCCGCCAUGGCCGACGAGUUGGACUUCACGACGGGCGACGCCGGCGCCUCGUCCACCUAUCCCAUGCAGUGCUCGGCGCUGCGUAAGAACGGCUUUGUGGUGCUGAAGGGGCGUCCGUGUAAGAUCGUGGAGAUGUCCACCUCCAAGACGGGAAAGCACGGCCACGCCAAGGUCCACCUGGUUGGUAUUGAUAUUUUUAAUGGGAAAAAAUACGAAGAUAUUUGCCCAUCAACUCAUAACAUGGAUGUCCCAAAUAUAAAGAGGAAUGAUUAUCAGCUGAUAGGGAUUCAGGAUGGGUAUCUCUCCCUGCUGACAGAAAGUGGCGAAGUUCGUGAGGACCUAAAGCUGCCAGAAGGUGAUCUGGGAAAAGAAAUCGAAGGAAAAUUCAAUGCCAAUGAAGAUGUGCAGAUAUCCGUCAUAAGUGCAAUGAAUGAAGAAUGUGCUGUAGCCAUAAAGCCUUGCAAAUAAAGAGGAUCGCCAGGCACGGGCAACUGCUCAGAAUUGGAAAGACUGCAGUAUUUCCUGCCUCCAAUGUUGGCACGUAAUACUUCAAGAUUUCAACAGAUCCUUCAACUUGUUGCUUCUAAUGGUGGUUUUUCAACUAGGCUCCUGCUAGUUGAGCCAUGUUCUCAGGGCUGUUUUGUUUUGUUUUGUUUUUUAAGAAGUUAGCUGAAUUUCACUGUUCUAAUGUAACUGCUUUCAAGCCUCUCGCAGCUUUUUCUAACCCAUGAUGUACCCACAAACCGGGCACAGUCUGUAGCUUCACAAUACAGGUAGUUUUACCGGAUCUGUAAAGAAGUCAAACUUGUUGACAGUUGAAACUCUUAUGGUUACUGCAGGUCAGUCUUACAGAAUUCAGAAUUAAAUAAAUCCCACUUUUUUUUUUUUUUUUUGCUUGAGUGAUUAGAAUGUAGUUUGUUACGGUAGAAUUAAACGUCAGGAUCAGACGACCUUAAGGCUAUGUUGCAUAUCUCACACGCAAGUUAUGGAAGGCACAGGUGAGCUCUGGUGCCUGUGGGAGUAACUUCUGCAAGCAGAGAGCUGCUGUGUUGGUCUGAAUGUUGGCUCUGUGUCACUGGAAGCCCCCGUUCCCUGUCUAGGGAGGAGAGGCCCCCCAGCACAGCAGUGCCAUUCCCUCAGCUGUGCCCCAGGCAGCUGCAGGCCAGGGGCUGCCUGUAUGCUUGAGAAGGUGCGUUGCUGUUUCACACCACACCCACGAUGAGCUGAAAGCGGUCGUUGUGUGCUUUGCUCCAGAAGUUAUCAAGGUCUCAGUGCGGGGGGCAGCGGGGCGAUGCUCGGGGUGGCGGGGCUGCCGGGGCGCUGUGACGCUGUGGUGCCGUGGUCCUGGGGGGUGGUUUGGGCCUCCUGUCGCUUUGCAGUCAGCGUUCGCUCUGUGCCUGCGGGCCAACCCCGUGCUUUUUACGAGGAACACUUCAGCGCUAGAGCCGCUCGGCCUAGAAUUGUACGAGGAAGAGAAUUGCUUUCGUUCCUAAUGACAAUUAAUUAGAGCAAAUAAAGAGGUGACUCGC
Messenger RNA from Lagopus leucura (white-tailed ptarmigan), 1558 nucleotides. RefSeq names its product eukaryotic translation initiation factor 5A2 (gene EIF5A2). Bases 36 to 497 code for a protein of 153 amino acids. NCBI's taxonomy places the organism in Eukaryota, Metazoa, Chordata, Aves, Galliformes, Phasianidae. The record is from RefSeq and is a predicted model, not a curated record. The transcript is spliced from 6 exons. Gene Ontology annotation, molecular function: ribosome binding; RNA binding; translation elongation factor activity. Gene Ontology annotation, biological process: positive regulation of translational termination; positive regulation of translational elongation.